Ogataea haglerorum is the source of this 1932-nucleotide messenger RNA. RefSeq lists its product as uncharacterized. The transcript has a single exon. NCBI's taxonomy places the organism in Eukaryota, Fungi, Ascomycota, Pichiomycetes, Pichiales, Pichiaceae. Gene Ontology annotation, cellular component: cytosol; nucleus; cytoplasm. Bases 1 to 1932 code for a protein of 643 amino acids. Gene Ontology annotation, molecular function: ATP hydrolysis activity; heat shock protein binding; ATP binding. Gene Ontology annotation, biological process: cellular response to unfolded protein; protein refolding; SRP-dependent cotranslational protein targeting to membrane, translocation. The record is from RefSeq and is a predicted model, not a curated record.
AUGUCUAAAGCAGUCGGUAUUGACUUAGGUACUACCUAUUCGUGUGUUGCGCACUUUGCCAACGACAGAGUCGAGAUUAUCGCCAAUGACCAAGGUAACAGAACCACUCCAUCGUUCGUUGCCUUCACAGACACCGAGAGACUGAUCGGUGAUGCCGCUAAGAACCAGGCUGCCAUGAACCCAGCCAACACUGUCUUCGAUGCCAAGAGACUGAUUGGUAGAAAGUUUGAUGAUCCUGAAGUGCAAAACGAUGUGAAGCACUUCCCAUUCAAGGUCGUCGAGAAGGGUGGAAAGCCACACAUCCAGGUCGAGUUCAAGGGUGAAACCAAGGUGUUCACUCCAGAAGAGAUCUCCUCUAUGGUGUUGACCAAGAUGAAGGAGACCGCCGAGUCUUUCCUCGGAACCACCGUUAAGGACGCUGUGAUCACUGUUCCGGCUUACUUCAACGAUUCCCAAAGACAGGCCACCAAGGAUGCUGGUUUGAUUGCUGGCCUGAACGUCAUGAGAAUCAUUAACGAGCCUACUGCUGCCGCCAUUGCUUACGGUCUGGACAAGAAAAGCCAGGGUGAACAGAACGUUCUGAUUUUCGAUCUUGGUGGAGGAACCUUCGAUGUUUCCCUUCUGUCUAUUGAGGACGGUAUCUUCGAGGUCAAGGCUACCGCUGGUGACACCCACUUGGGUGGUGAGGACUUCGACAACAGACUUGUCAACCACUUCAUCAACGAAUUCAAGAGAAAGAACAAGAAGGAUAUUUCCACCAACCAGAGAGCUCUGAGAAGACUCAGAACCGCCUGUGAAAGAGCCAAGAGAACCCUUUCCUCCUCAGCUCAAACAUCGCUGGAGAUUGACUCGCUGUACGAGGGUAUUGACUUCUACACUUCGAUCACCAGAGCCAGAUUCGAGGAGCUGUGUCAGGACCUCUUCAGAUCCACCUUGGAUCCUGUCGAGAAGGUGUUGAAGGACGCCAAGCUGGACAAGUCUCAAGUCAACGAGAUUGUGCUUGUUGGUGGUUCCACCAGAAUUCCAAAGGUGCAGAAGCUUGUUUCGGACUUCUUCAACGGUAAGGAGCCAAACAGAUCCAUCAACCCAGAUGAGGCCGUUGCCUACGGUGCUGCUGUGCAGGCUGCUAUCUUGACCGGUGACACUUCUUCCAAGACCCAAGACCUGCUUCUUUUGGACGUUGCUCCACUGUCGCUCGGUAUCGAGACCGCUGGUGGUGUGAUGACUAAGCUGAUUCCAAGAAACACCACCAUUCCAACCAAGAAGUCUGAGAUCUUCUCGACCUACUCGGACAACCAGCCAGGUGUGCUCAUCCAGGUCUACGAAGGUGAGAGAGCCAGAACCAAGGACAACAACCUGCUUGGUAAGUUCGAGCUCUCUGGCAUUCCACCGGCUCCAAGAGGUGUUCCUCAAAUUGAGGUCACCUUCGAUAUCGACGCCAACGGUAUUUUGAACGUGUCCGCUGUCGAGAAGGGUACCGGAAAGUCCCAGAAGAUCACCAUCACCAACGACAAGGGUAGAUUGUCGCAGGAGGAGAUCGAGAGAAUGGUUUCUGAGGCCGAGAAGUACAAGGAGGAGGAUGAGAAGGAAGCUAAGAGAAUUGCUGCUAAGAACGGUCUUGAGUCUUACGCUUACUCCUUGAAGCAAACUGCUUCUGAGAAGCAAUUCGAAGAGAAGGUGGAGGCUUCCAAGAGAGAGGCUUUGACCAAGGCUUGCGAUGAAACCAUUGCUUGGCUGGACGAGAACCAGACCGCUACUGCUGAGGAGUACGACGACAAGAGAAAGGAGUUGGAGCAAGUCGGUAACGACGUUCUGAAAGACUUGUAUGCCGAAGGUGGUAUGCCAGGUGGUGCUCCAGGUGGAUUCCCAGGUGCCGGUGGUGCUCCAUCCACUGAGGAGACACAAGGCCCAACUGUUGAGGAGGUUGAUUAG